GCUGCGGAGCAAGAGUACAGACCCAAAAAAAAAAAAAAAGACAUUAAACAAACCCGCUGUCCGUUUCUUCCACCGUCGUGAUCCGUCCUCUCUCUCUCUCUCCGCCUGCGCACUCACUCCCGGUCGAGAUGGAAGAGAAGGACGCAGCCGGGCCCGCGGCCGACACGGGCCAGCAGGACAAGAACGGGCGCGCCCAGCCGGAACCCUCACUACAGGAAGAGCGAGCGGUAGACGAGUCCCGGAACCUGAACCCGGUGCUGUUCGUGGUGGAGAGCAGGGCCCAAAAACGACAGGGCGACAACGCGGGCUCGCUCGAAGCCGGGGCGGCUGUGGCGGCGGCGGCGGCGGCGGAGGAGGAGGAGGAGAGAGAGGAAGAGCCGGUCGAGGAGACGUACCCGGAGGGCGGCGCGCGCGCGUGGCUGGUGGUGCUGGGGUCCUGGAUGGCGCUGGUGGCGUCGCUGGGGCUCAUGAACACCAUCGGGGUGCUGCAGUCGUACGUGUCCAAGCACCAGCUGGCGGACCGCUCCGAGGGCACCGUCGGCUGGAUCUUCUCCGUCUACACCUUCCUCUCCUUCUUCCUGGGCCUGUACAUCGGCCCCGUGUUCGACAAGUACGGCCCCCGCUGGCUCGUGGCGGGCGGGACGGCGCUCCUGGCCACGGGGACCAUGCUGCUCGGGUCCUGCGUCGAGUACUGGCACUUCAUGCUCGUGUUCGGGCUCGUCAACGGCGCCGCCACGGCGCUGCUCUUCACGCCGUCCAUCGCCGCCAUAGGCCACUGGUUCCGCGACCGCCGCGGCCUGGCCACGGGCGUGGCGUCCUCGGGCGGCGGCGUCGGCGGCGUCGUCUUCCCGCUGCUGCUGGCGUCGCUGCUGGAGCGCGUCGGCUUCGCGUGGUCCGUCCGCGCCAUGGGCCUCGUCAGCACGGCGCUGGCCGUCGGCGCAAACUUUCUGAUCCGCAGCCGCCUCCCCGCCGAGCGCGGGGCUCGCGCGCGCCCGGACCCGCGCAUCCUGCGCGACCGCGCCUUCGCCCUCACGACGCUGGGCAUAUUCCUCAUGGAGUUCGGCCUCUUCAUCCCGCUCGGCUUCCUGCCGCUGUACGCGCGCGCCCAGGGCUUCGACGAGGCCUUCUCGUUCCGCAUCAUGACGGUGCUCAACGCCGCGUCCGUCGUCGGGCGCGCGCUGCCGGGCUGGUGGGCCGACAUCAUCGGGCCGGCAAACGCAAACAUCCUCGCCAUCGUGCAGUCCAUCGUGGCGUGCCUGGCCGUGUGGUGGCCGGCGGGCGGGACGACGGCCGGGAUAGUCGUGUUUGCGGUGCUGUUCGGGUUCGCGAGCGGGACCAACAUCAGCCUGGCGCCGCUGUGCAUCGGCCGGCUGUGCAAGACGCAGAACUACGGGCGCUACUACGCCACCACGUACACCAUCGUGUCCUUCGCCUGCCUCGUCGGCAUCCCCAUCGCCGGCAACAUUGUAGGCGUGACCGAGGGGGGCCGCUACUGGGGGCUGAUUCUGUUCACGGGGCUGCUGUACUGCGCGUCGCUGGUGGCCUUUGUGGCGGCGCGGGUCUAUGUGGUUGGAUGGAACCCGCUGGUGGUGUUUUGAUAGAAGCCGGUUAGAAGUAGAUAGAAGUAGAUGAGCUGCGUUGGUGGCUCUGACUUGAGGGACUUGAUACAAUCCAGUAUAUUUGGUGGCGUUUGUGAUCAAGACCCGCACUGUGUCGCCAUCACAGCGCACCUGAGCCGCUAGCCGACAGCCCAUGCAAUUGAUAAUUGAUCUGCCCACAUCAAAUCCC
Gaeumannomyces tritici R3-111a-1 is the source of this 1788-nucleotide messenger RNA. RefSeq lists its product as hypothetical. The transcript has a single exon. Gene Ontology annotation, cellular component: fungal-type vacuole membrane. Gene Ontology annotation, molecular function: transmembrane transporter activity. The record is from RefSeq and is a predicted model, not a curated record. Gene Ontology annotation, biological process: transmembrane transport. Bases 129 to 1598 code for a protein of 489 amino acids. NCBI's taxonomy places the organism in Eukaryota, Fungi, Ascomycota, Sordariomycetes, Magnaporthales, Magnaporthaceae.